Messenger RNA from Liolophura sinensis, 1968 nucleotides. RefSeq names its product cytochrome P450 2D4-like. The record is from RefSeq and is a predicted model, not a curated record. Bases 229 to 1725 code for a protein of 498 amino acids. The transcript is spliced from 7 exons. Gene Ontology annotation, molecular function: heme binding; iron ion binding; oxidoreductase activity, acting on paired donors, with incorporation or reduction of molecular oxygen. Lineage: Eukaryota; Metazoa; Mollusca; Polyplacophora; Chitonida; Chitonidae.
AUGGAUGUAGUCUGCCCAGUGCUACGGUCAAGCCGCGGUCAAGCCAAGGUCAAGAUCUCACUGAUGCAAUGAAAAGGUAUGAAAUGCAUGGACUGCAUAUAGAUGUUUUUGGAAGUCUGACAGAACAGCAAAAAACGAUAUUUUACACCAACUGGAAGACUCGAAGUCUUGGAAAAGCUGUACAUCACAGAAGAAAAUUUGAGAACAUACCACAGAUCUCCGGACACCAUGGACGCACUGAGUGCCCUGCUCUGUCUGCUUUUGGUGUUGAUCACUCUCUACUGGGCCUUGAUUGGUAGAUCCAAGAGCCACAAUCUCCCACCUGGGCCAAAGGGCUGGCCUCUCUUCGGCAGCAUCUUCCAGAUUUCAGCAACGGACUCCCACAAGGAUUUCCUCAAACUAUCGGAACAAUACGGCGACGUUAUCGCUGUGAACAUGGCCGGAAAUCCGGUGGUAGUGCUGAACAGCGCAGACGCCAUCAGAGAAGCCUUCUUCAGCACCACCACCAGAGACGUCUUUGCAGGACGUCCUAGAAGUUUUUACGCCAAGUAUUCCGAUCGGGGGCCAUCACUUUUGUUCACGGGAUUCUGUAAAGAAAUGAUGCAACAGAGGAAGAUUUACAUGAAGACGCUGAAGAUGUACGGGGAGGAAGGUAUGGUACUGGAGAAUAUAAUUAGGGAUGAAAUUCAAAUCGUCGUGAAGAAGAUCAGAGAGCGUAGAGGACAGCCAAUAGACAUCGGCGCAUUGGUGAUACCCGCCUUGGCCAACAUUAUACUUACUGUGAUGAGUGGCAAAAGUUUUGAAUAUGACGAUCCUGCGUUGCUGGCCACCUUGGAGUUUGAGCUGUACAAUGUCCAAAUGUUAACUGGUCACAUCGCCACAAUCAUGUCGGCGUUCCCCUUUCUCAGGCACAUUCCGCUGGGAUACGGCAAACUUUUCAAGGGACAUCGGCGAAGCUACGAUACACUCGUUUAUUAUUUUGUGACUUUAGCCAAAGAGGCGUUUGACCCCGCGACCUCGCGUGGGCUAGUGGCUGAUCUUUUUCGACUACAAUCUGAAUACCCAUGGAUCACAGAUGACAAGAUAAAAGGAGCAUUGCGUGACUGUGUUGGUGCAGGAAUUGGAACGACUCGGGGCACGAUUUUAGCUUUUUUCCUCGUUAUCCUUCACAAACCGGUAGUGAUGUCAAAAAUACAGAGCGAGAUCUCCUCUGUGAUUGGUCGAUGCAGAGCGCCGUGUGUGGCCGACCGAGUGAAGAUGCCGUACACCGAGGCUGUCGUCAUGGAGUUGCUGAGAUACAUCUCUCACGUGCCAAUGGGAGCCCCGCACAGCACCGUGGAUGACGUCACGUUCCGCGGCUAUGUCAUUCCCGCCAAAACCACGGUGUUGACGAAUCUAUGGGCGGUCCACCACGAUGACCGGAUAUGGGAAGAACCCUGGGAGUUUCUACCGGAAAGAUUCCUAGAUGAGGAGGGUAACGUAGUUCCACCGGAACACAAGAACAGACGCAAUUGGCUGGUGUUUGGUACCGGAAGACGAGCCUGUCCAGGGGAAUACUUUGGAAGGUCACGUGUCUUCCUCUUCAUUACAACGCUUCUCCAACAAUUCAACUUCCGACCCUGCGCAGAACACCCUCUGCCGUCACAUGACCCACGUGGGUAUACGACUGGCAUAACACUUCAUCCACCUCGGUAUUAUCUACUGGCUGAUGACGCCCAGAUGUGAAGAAGUCAGAGCAAAAGUAUAAUAAGUCAAGGCCCAUUCAUUCGUCUGAUAAGAAUUUGUGGACGUAAGAUAUGGAGAUAAACCGGUUGGGAAUCUAGUUCUGCACGUAUUUUCUGAUUUCACAUUCUUCUCAGUGGAAGAACUUGAUGACGAACAAAUUAGACGGAGAAUUUGGAACAUUCAUCAGUAAAACACCUAACAGUCCGAACUAAUAUACACUGCAUUACGUUCGUAAUUUCAGAA